AAUUACCGCUGCUGCACACACACACUGCACACUCCCACGGCGAGAUUCACGGCGAUUUUUUGAAUACCAAAUCACCGCUCGAGCCAGUUUAGCAGCUAUGGAUCAGUUGGCGAGUCUGGUGCAGCGGCUGGAGAUGGCGGUGGGUCGUGUGGAGUCCAUGUCGGGCCCUGGAGGCAGCGCCGGUGGAGACUCCUCUGGAGGAGCUGUUUCUGCGUUCGUCGAGGCCUUUGACGUGAUCGUCAGCGGUCCCGUGGCUCAGUACCUGUCCCUCAGCCAGAAGAUCGGGGGCGACGUCCAGAAACAUGCAGAAAUGGUCAAGCAGGGCUUCAGCUCUGGGAGACAAGUCCUCAUGAAAGCAUCCUCCUGCCAGAAACCCGCUGAUAGCGCUCUGAAGACCAUCCUGCAGCCGGUGUGCAAAAUCGUGGAGCAGGUGCAGACAUUUCGCGAGCAGAACCGCACGUCGCAGCUUUUCAACCACCUCUCCGCCGUGAGCGAGAGCGUGCCGGCGCUCGGAUGGAUUGCCGUGGCUCCUAAACCAGGUCCUUAUGUUAAAGAGAUGCAGGACGCCGCCAUGUUCUACACCAACCGUGUGCUCAAGGACUUCAAGGACAAGGACAAGACGCACGUGGACUGGGUGAAGGCUUAUCUCCUCAUCUGGACUGAUCUGCAGACUUACAUCAAACAGCACCACACCACCGGGCUGAGCUGGAGCAAGACUGGUCCUGUAGCUUCGGCCUCUGCAGCUCCCCCCAGUGCCCCUGCUGGUUGUCCUCCCCCUCCUCCCCCUGGACCUCCUCCCCCAGCAGACUUCGGCGGACCCUCUCCCAGCGGCGGCGACUCGGGACCCGACCCUCGCAACGCUUUGUUCGCCGCACUCAACAAAGGGUCUGACAUCACCAGUGGUCUGAAGCACGUCAGCGACGACCAGAAGACCCACAAGAACCCUGGUCUGAGGGGUCAGAGUGCCGUACGCACUGGGCCCAAACCUUUCGCCUCCCAGACUCCCCGACCUGCUGCGUCUGCCACCCCCACCAAGAAGCUGCCCCCGGUGUUGGAGCUGGACGGGAAGAAGUGGAAAGUGGAAAACCAAGAGGACAACCAAAACCUGGUGAUCAACGACACUGAACUCAAACAGGUGGUUUACGCUUUCAAGUGUAACAAGAGCACCCUGACGGUCAAGGGCAAACUCAACUCCAUCAUUAUAGACAACUGUAAGAAAACGGGCCUGGUGUUCGAUGACGUCGUGGGCAUCAUAGAGGUCAUCAACUGCAAGGACGUGAAGAUUCAGGUCAUUGGUAAGGUCCCCACCAUCUCCAUCAACAAGACGGACGGGUGCCACGUCUACCUGAGCAAAGACUCUCUGAGCUGCGAGAUCGUCAGCGCCAAGAGCUCAGAGAUGAACAUCCUGGUACCCAAAGGCGAAGAAGGCGACUUUGUGGAGUUCCCUGUUCCCGAGCAGUUCAAGACCGUCUGGGACGGCAAGAAGCUCGCCACCACAGCAACAGAAAUCGCCGGCUAGAAAGAGGGGGCGGAGAGUAAACCUGCCGCUCCUCCUCCUCCUCCACACCCAUCCCCAUUCCCUUUUUUUGCAAAUUGCCUUCCUGACUGAUCCACCGCCCCACCAGCUAACUCUCACACUGUAGACUGAGAUUUGGACCUCAUGCGUUUAUAUCUCCCCUCCCCUCCAUCAUUUUAUCAGCCAAUCACAGCUUAAGCUGUCCCUUCCAUCAGCCAAUGAGAGGUCUGCUCGCUUUUUACUCUCUGGAGCAAAUCCUCCAGCCAAUCAGCAGGGAGCAGCUUAUCGUUCCAAUGAAUUUGCCUGUGAGCACUUUUCCAAAAAAAACAUUCCUGAGUUUUGCCAAUAGCUGCGAUGCUCUGUGUGAUAUUUCAUAUCUAUCAGGAUAAUGCUAAGCUAAAUUUAACUUGUAGACUAGCCAACAGGGGAACAAGAAGCCCCUUACGACACAAGCACUGCAGCCAAUCAGGACGCUUCAGGCUGUUAUUCCUUUCUUCUUUUCCUGGUCAGGAUGGGCUAAUGUGUUUUUUUUAAGUCUGAUCGAUUUCUGUUAUUAUGCAAUUCACUGGUGAAGCACUUCCACCUACGCCCUCUUACAGGAGAUAAAGGCAUCAUAUCACCUCUGCUGAUGUUGACUGUAUUGAUAUUAACAUUCAUAGUGGAUAAUAAAUAAGUGUCAGAGCACAUAAAUAAAGAGUGAAAUCACGUUAUACACAUCAGAAAAACGCUCCAUCUAGAUGAUGUUUGAACAAUUCAAAGCUGCAGGAUAAUUAUCAUUCCAUGUGCUUUCCCCCCUAAACCCACUCAUAGGACAUUCCCGAGUAUAAAAAAAAACAUUCCACAUGAGGAGACGUGUAAGAGAAAGUUUGUGAAAGAGAGACGAAGAUAAAGACGAGGCUGAAAGGAUGUGAUCGUCGACUGUUUUUAAAACUCCGCCUCUGUAGUGGAAACAUCUGCUGUAACCAUCCGUAAUAAAUAUGAACAACUGUUGAAGAGUCUGUAAUAAUAAUGGUAGCCACGUCUACUCUGCUCUCCACUGACUUCUUUUACAUCGACUCUUAUUCUUUGACUUCAUUUUUAUUUUGGGUCCAAAAUCAGAGAUCUGCUCAUUAGUACUGGAGACAUCAUUAAAAAUGUUGCAAUACACAA
This is a messenger RNA of Labrus mixtus (cuckoo wrasse), 2665 nucleotides long. RefSeq names its product CAP, adenylate cyclase-associated protein 1 (yeast) (gene cap1). Lineage: Eukaryota; Metazoa; Chordata; Actinopteri; Labriformes; Labridae. The transcript is spliced from 14 exons. The record is from RefSeq and is a predicted model, not a curated record. Bases 98 to 1519 code for a protein of 473 amino acids. Gene Ontology annotation, biological process: regulation of adenylate cyclase activity; cytoskeleton organization; cell morphogenesis. Gene Ontology annotation, molecular function: actin binding; adenylate cyclase binding. Gene Ontology annotation, cellular component: cytoplasm.